AUGGGAAUGUUUUCCAAUAAGAUUGAUCGAAAACAAUUGAAACCCGGAGACCACAUCUACUCCUGGAGGCAGGGAUACCUCUAUGCACAUCAUGGUAUAUAUGUUGGUGAGGAAAAAGUAAUACACUUCACUAGAGCAACAGAUGGAACAGAAACUCUUUUGGACCGUCUCGUCGCAAGUUCAAUUCCCAAUUUUAAUACUGAAAUUCCAUGCCCAAAAUGCGGUGAUGGAGGCCAAACAAGGACUAAUGGUGUAACCUUAUCAUGCUUAGAUUGUUUUCUUUCCAGAGGUGAACUAUGUCUCUUUGAGUAUGCUGUCUCAUGUGCACAUUUUCUAGCUCAAGCUAGAGGAGGUACCUGCACAAUUGCUUCCUCUGACGCAACUGAAGAUGUACUUCACCGUGCUUUUUAUCUUCUUGAAAAUGGCUUUGGUCCCUACAAUGUCUUCAAAAAUAACUGUGAAGAUUUUGCAAUUUAUUGCAAAACAGGCCUCGUUGUAACCACAACAAUCAGUCUAGGCGGAAGUGGACAAGCGGGAUCCUGCUCGGCUGCUGCCAGUUCCAUAGCUUCUUUAUCAGUUCGAUUUGUGACCACAAGUUUUUGUGGUAUGACAUUGGUUGGUUGUGGAACAUACUGCAUUACAAGAUUAGUUUCUGAUAUUUGGUUUCGACACAAGAUGAUUGCGAAAUUCAAAGAGGCUAUGAUGAGUCGCUUUGGAAUGACAAACUUGGGAUUAAUGUCAUUUGGCAUUGCCAUUGAGGUCGUUCGACAAAAUGAUGGUAUCUUUACUUCUCAAAAGAAAUAUGCAAGUGAUAUUUUAAAGAAAUUCAAUAUGGGACAUUCAAAACCAAUUUCCCAUAUUGAAAGAAAAGUUGAAGCCGGCAACAGAAAGUGA
This is a messenger RNA of Trifolium pratense (red clover), 894 nucleotides long. Its product is annotated as protein LEAD-SENSITIVE 1-like. NCBI's taxonomy places the organism in Eukaryota, Viridiplantae, Streptophyta, Magnoliopsida, Fabales, Fabaceae. The record is from RefSeq and is a predicted model, not a curated record. The transcript is spliced from 3 exons. Bases 1 to 894 code for a protein of 297 amino acids.